Messenger RNA from Cotesia congregata, 4386 nucleotides. Lineage: Eukaryota; Metazoa; Arthropoda; Insecta; Hymenoptera; Braconidae. The record is from the annotation of a GenBank genome assembly.
AUGGACGCGUUUCGUAAAUGGUCCGAGCCGUUCGUGAUAAAUGGUAAUGGUAUACGUCAGGACGUCGGCAAUAGCGAUAACGCGAAUGCAAAAGUCGGGGAUCGAAGGAAUAGAAGUAAAGGUGGAGAAGGAUUGAAUGGAGCUAAGGGCGAAUUUAAGUCCGACAGGCAUGUGAGGCAUCAGUGGGUAAUCUGUUUUCUCUUGGCAAUUGUUCCAGUGUUACGAGAUGAGUUCCGGGCGCAACCUCAGAACACGAGGGUCGCCGCCGGAGAGACCGCACUGCUGGAGUGCGGGCCACCUCGGGGUCAUCCGGAGCCUACUCUCCAGUGGAAAAGAAAUGGGCAUGUCAUAGACUUGGAGUCUACCAAACGAAUUACUUUGGUUGACGGUGGCAACCUAAUGAUUUCCGAUGUUCGCCAAACCGACCAAGGAAAGUAUCAAUGUGUCGCUCAUAAUAUGGUCGGAGACAAAGAAUCUGCUGUCGCUACUCUAACUGUUCAUGGUAAGAAAUUAUUUUUAAUAUUAAUAAUGAUGAUGAUGAUUAUAAUGAUGACAAUCAAAUUAUUGAUAAUAAUAUUUUUUGCAGUGAAACCAUUUUUCUUGGCCACGCCACAAAAUCAAACGGUUCUCGUGGAUCAAACAGCAGAGUUUGCAUGUCGCGUCGGCGGGGACCCGGCACCUGAGAUCCUGUGGCGAAGACACGACGGAAAAAUGCCGAUAGGACGUGGACACAUACUCGACGACAAGAGUCUCAGAAUCGAACGAGUUACACCCCAAGAUGCGGCGACUUACAUUUGUCAUGCUGAAAACGGAGUCGGUGUUAUUUCAGCCAGCGCGACAUUAACCGUCCAAUGUAAUAAAGUAAAGCUAUUUCAUUGUUAUUCGUCGGGUUUCAAGAGUAGUUUAAUUAGAAUUUGCAAUGAGACUUUGUUGAGUCGUCCCUUGCGUCUCGGUCUCACUGAUACUGAGACGCAUUGCCCGGUGCUUUGCCAGAGCCAGUACAGGAACAGAACCAGAAGCAGUAGUAGUAGCAAGGGUGAUUUAAUUAGAGUCCACGAAGAUAGACAUCUGAGAGAGAGAGAAAAGAGACUCAUCUCGUUUUACAUUACAGCACGACCGGUCUUCACAAACUUCCCGAAGGAUGAAACCGUGAGCGGAGGUUCGGACGUAUCAUUCGCCUGCUCAGCCCGCGGAGCACCGAAGCCUUCCAUUUUCUGGACCCGCGAGGGCUCCCAGGAGCUGAUGUUCCCCGGUAAUGUUUACCAAGGCCGGUACAUAGUCAGCGAGGACGGGAGUUUGCACAUCAAGCAAGCCGUUAAAAAAGACGAGGGACACUAUGUUUGCAGCGCAAUAAGCCAAGCUGGUGCUAGCACGGCCACUGUUUUUCUACAGGUAACACCUCUUGAAGAAGUCCCUCCACCAAUAAUAGAACUAGGACCAGCGAAUCAAACACUGCCUCUAAAAAGCACCGCUUACUUGCCUUGCCGCGCAGUAGGAACACCAACGCCGCGAGUCCACUGGCACAAAGACGGUGAUUUAGUGCCCCUAGGAACCCGAAUAACAAUGUCCAGCAACGGAACUCUGAUAGUAAACGAUCUAAUAAUGGCCGACGGCGGACUAUACACCUGCAUCGCCUCCUCCGAGUCUGGCAACACAUCAUGGUCAGCCACCCUGACCAUAAGUUCUGGUACAACCCUCCACAAAACUCCAGACAUCUCAGCACUGCCCCAAAAUCCUAGCAAGCCCAGAAUCGUGAACAUCACCAGCACCUCAGUCACGCUCACGUGGAGUCCCGGCCAAGAAGGCAAAAGCAAGAUAAUCGGGUACAACAUCGAGUACUUCAGCAGCAACCUCAACACCGGGUGGGUCAUCGCAGCAACUGGAGUCACCGAUGACACUUACACCGUCACCGAACUUAAGCCCGACACCAAGUACGUGUUCCUCGUUCGCGCCGAAAACAGCCACGGUCUGUCCCUACCUGGACCCCUCUCCGACGUUGCUCACACCACGAGUCAAAAUCAGUACUCCGUCCCUCAAAUCGAGCUGAUUCGCGCCCGCGACCGCCUUAACAGCGAAAUUCUUCACUUAAGAGAAGUUCAGCCCGUUAGCAGCACCAGCGUCAAAAUAAUGUGGGACAUCCUAGGCGCUGCUGAUCUAGUUGAAGGUCUGUACAUCCGGUACCGCGAAAUCUCAAACAAACCCGAGUACCAGAUGGUUACCGUCUUAAACGCUGGAGCCACCAGCUACGUCCUGACCAAUCUAAAAAAAUACACUCUCUAUGAGUUCUUCUUGGUUCCUUUUUACAAAACAAUCGAAGGAAGACCCAGCAACGUCCAACUAGCGACCACUCUUGAAGACGUACCCUCAGGACCUCCAGAAAACGUUCACGUUGGAAUGAUAAAUAUGACCUCCGCGUUCCUAAACUGGCAACCUCCGAUAAAGAGCGAGCAAAACGGUGAAUUGAUCGGCUAUAAGAUACAAAUAAAGAGCAACAGCAGCAACAAAGUUUUGGGACAAAUGUCUAUCAACGCGACGACCACUUCAGUGACUAUCAACAGCUUAACGACUGGUGGGUUGUACACAGCCCGAGUUGCAGGAUUAACACGCGCAGGAAUCGGGCCGUAUUCAAAUCCAGCGAUUUUGAAUAUGGACCCGGGACAAUUAACGCAAUUACCACCGCGAACUGAUCCUAGUCACGGAGGAAUGUCAGUAGUUACUGAGACGUGGUUUUUGGUUCUGAUGAUCACCAUGGUCUUCACGAUAGUCGGAGGAUUGGCGGCGGUUCUCUAUGUUCGUCGACGACAGGCCAUGAGCAAGCAACUAGGUCACCUCAGUGUGCCUGUAGGAACUGCCAAUGACAUUUGCCAGCUCAACAAAGAUACACUGUGGCUAGAACGCGGCUGGAGGCCGACCAACACUUUGCAGAGCAACGACAAAGAUUGCGAGACCAAGUUGCUGAACAAUCAGCAAAUGAUUGCUCCGGGAAUCGUCAGUAUGGCCGGUUCUGAGUAUGCAGAAGUUAAUCUUACGACUUUUUACAACACUAGGAAGCAAUUGCAAGCACCACCUGAACCUUACGCGACUACAACGCUCUGUGUUGGGAACCGUAGUCCGGAUUCGAUGGAGGGAAGUGGCCAGAAGUCGAACUCUAGUGACUCUUGCAUGAAGCCGGAUUACUCAAACUUGGACUCUAAUCAAGAACACAACCAGUCGACCUUGUCGCCUAGCAGUGACAAUGCCAGCAGCUCGUAUACUGAUGACAACGCUGGACGCUCCCAGCAAUAUCGUCUGAACCAGAACGACAAUACUCAGACGAGUCAGACGAGCAUGCCUAAUUGGUGCGACAUGCUACCCCCUCCUCCUGAGCAUCCACCGCCAUCUGGCGGAACUGGAACCAGCGGAACGUCUCUGUCUGCGAGAAUGCAACAACAGAUGGCGUUUAGUCCGCAUUUGGGGAAACGAAGUGUCGGAAAUGAUUUGGACGGAAUUAAUACUACUAAUUCUCAGAGCCCGCCUACACCUCCGGUGAGAGUCGGCAAUAAUUUUUCGUCAUCUCCGACUCCGUGGAACAGUCAAGUCCCGCCUCAUGAUGCAACUACUAUCGGGAACUAUCAACAAGGAAGGUACACUACUUUACCGCCUCAGACUAACCCACCGCCUGUCCCGUCUUUUCCGCAAGGAUUCACGCAUUACGAUUUUAAGAAUCAGGAAAAUGAGUAUGAAAGCGGGUCUGUGAUUUAUGGGCACCAGAAUGGCCUCGGAGAAGAGUACAGGGGUACGGGGUACAGCAGGCCUAGUCUACCGAGCCAUCACCUAGAUCUCAACCGAGGCGGAUCGCUCAAUGAUGAAGUUUACAGGAACCACAAGGAAGAUAUGUUCAGGAAUGAGAACCACUACCAGCACGAAAAUGAGGAGUGGGACAGGAAAUCCUGCGAUUCUAACACUCAUUCGGAGCUCUGCUGCUCCUGCUCGGAGUCCAGUUGUCUAUAUGCUGAUACGAUGGAAUAUAAUAAUCAGUUUCCCGGGACUGGGGGCAACGGAUGCGGUCAUAAUAAUAGGAACUCGGCGAGGAAUAGAAAUAAUAGAAGCCCGCGUAGGAGGAACAAUCGCGCUGUUUCUCCUACCUACAGCAGCGACAGCAACUACUCCUGCAUCCCUCAGAGACAAUGUGGACCUGUUAAUUCGCAGGAACGGCUCAGGCACAAUCGGAGUAAAGACAAAGUGCCGAGUUUUACGAGAACCGGAGGGUACGCACAGCACAACUCAUCAGCUUCAAACACUAUGAGUAGCACAGGCAGUCAGAGGUACAACAAAUUGAACAGCCUCUUCAACCCCAAUGGAUUAACAGACACGACAACACGGCUAAGCGAUCACCGAGACAGUUAA